Molecule: messenger RNA, 1783 nt
Organism: Rhizopus microsporus ATCC 52813
Lineage: Eukaryota; Fungi; Mucoromycota; Mucoromycetes; Mucorales; Rhizopodaceae
Product: Pkinase-domain-containing protein
Exons: 3
Coding region: 12-1406 (464 amino acids)
Biological process (GO): protein phosphorylation; intracellular signal transduction
Molecular function (GO): protein serine/threonine kinase activity; ATP binding
Source: RefSeq, a predicted model, not a curated record
CUUUAUAUCUAAUGCUGCCUUUCACUCCCGAGAGAUCACUCCCUCCUAGUCCAUCUCUAUCACCAGCGAUCGUAACACCUGCAAAUGCAACAACCCAUCACUUACACUCUAAUGAUAAUAAUCCAAUGGCAGUUGAUAUUAUCGAAUUAACAAAAUUAUUAAAUCAGGUCAAGAAGAACCGUCGUGAAUCUUUUCCUUUUUUACCUUCUCCGCCUUCAAGUAGAUCAUCAUCCACUUCUUUACGGCAAGAGAAUGAUGACAAUAGUAAACAAUUACCCUCACAGUUUAUAUUCAAGAAACCAUACUAUAAUCAAUAUUACCAUCAAACCCAUUUUCAUCACUCAAUAUGUAACACUAAAGAUCUGGCAUGGAUAGAUGUCAUUAAAAUGUUUAUUGCUGAAGAGGAACAAUACAAGGACAACCUGUUUGCGAAUCAAUUUAAACAAAAUAUUCAAGGCAGAUAUGGCAAAUGGGAUCGAUUUAUCGGGAAAGGAGCUGGUGGCACUGUAAGACUGAUCCAAAGAAAUAAGACAUUUUAUGCAGUAAAGCAAUUUCGUAAGAAAUAUGCACAUGAAACUGAGAAAGAGUACAUCAAGAAGUUAACAGCAGAGUUUUGUAUUGGGUCGACCUUACAUCAUCCAAAUAUCAUCCAGACCUUGGAUAUGAUUCAGCAAAACGAUCAUUUCUAUGAGAUAAUGGAGUAUGCCCCUAAUGAUUUGUUCAAUAUCGUUAUGAGCGGAAUGAUGUCUACUUUGGAAAUCGCCUGUUGCUGGAAACAGUUGCUGAAUGGUCUUUUCUAUUUACACUCGAUGGGAAUAGCUCAUAGGGAUAUUAAGCUCGAUAACCUUGUAUUAGAUCAUAUGGGAAUACUCAAAAUCAUUGACUUUGGAUGCUCUACUGUAUUUAAAUAUCCUUUUGAGAAAACGAUGACUUUGACUAAAGGUGUAUUUGGCUCCGACCCUUACAUUGCUCCUGAACAAUAUACACACACCGCUUACGAUCCCAGACUGUCUGAUAUUUGGUCAUGCGGAAUCAUUUUUGUUUGCAUGACAAUACGUCGCUUUCCUUGGCGCCUGCCUCGUCUAUCAGAUCCUGCAUUCAAAUCAUUCGCAACCAACCAUAACCAACAGAAAUUUAGACUUCUCAACUUGUUACCAAAAGAAUCUCGUUCUGUUAUGACAAGUAUAUUGGAAGUAGAUCCAUCCCGUCGAUACUCAUUAGACACUAUUCUGAAUGACAAAUGGGUGAAGCAAAUCGAUAUCUGUACUACUGACCAGCCUGGUGCUUGCCAUGUUCAUCAUGUUUCCGUUGUCAAUCAUGUUUAUCAGCGAGGUAACCUUGUCGCGAUUACUCCUGAACCUCCUGGAUUACUCGCAGAGAAGCAAAAACGCUCUUCAAAAAAAUAGUUUCCUUGUAUUAUAUUUUCUCUUUUUAAAAUAAAAUAAUAAGUAUCAUUUAUAUUUUUGUAUAUAAAAGAGAAAAGGCUCAUUUUGGUUAUUUGGUUACUUUUUCAACGCAUCGUCGUCUUGAACAUCCUUCCCCCCUAAAGUAACCAAAAAUCCAUCGACUUGCCCCCCUUUUUUCUCUCUUCUUUUCUCUUUUUAUAUAUACUUGGCAUUAUGGCAACUAUCGAAACAGCCUAUUAUGUACCAACAUUCUUGGGUUUAUCAACCACAUUUGGAAUAUCCUGCGCUAUUUCAGCAUCAUGCAUCAUAGCAUUUGAAGUCUAUAAGAGAUUUGAAUCUAUGCAAUGUCUAUUCGCUCCUAAAUCCCAUUUAUUCAA